UCUCCUCCUAUGUCAUCCCGAUUCGACGCACCACCUCAGUUAUGGUACCAUGUCCUCACCGAACUCCAUCCUGACACACCGACCGCACAAAUGCGCUGGUCCUAGAAACAUCAAUGGAGUUCAAGAUGACACCCAACCUCCCAACCGCCUGAUCGAACUCUCUCCCGAACUCUUUAGAAGUUACCCAACAACUCCCCACGUUUCCCAGUGCCUCCAGGCUCGAGGACACGUGUAAACCCAAGUGUCAACUACCGAGGCCACCAUCCCCACGUACACUACAUACCCCUUUAUUUGUCCUGCUCCCUUCCUAUCACCACCGUUCUUGACCUGCCGAGAAAACAGAGAGGGGAGAUGGCUCCAAAGCGCCAGAGAAGGGUGGUGGGCACCGUCGUGAAGACUACAAGGAAGGUGGUGGAGGAGACCCUCCAGGUCUCGGUCGAGGGUGGAGAAGGGAACGGAGACCAAAACGAUUCCAAGGAGUCCAAGGUGGUGGAGGUGGAGGUGGAGGUGGAAGAAAAGAAAGCACAAGAGUCCCAAACUUCGGUUACCCACUUGGAAGAUAGCCAAGCUAAAGAGAAAGCAGAGGAGGAGAAGACCAACAAGAGAAAUAAAAAGAGUAAACAAGCUCCCAAAGAGAGAGCAGAGGAACCUCCUCAGAGGGAUAAGAAACAAGAGAAAGAUGGCAGAAGAGAAGGAAAAGACCAGGAGGAGCCUCCUGUAGGAGAAGGGAAACAAAAGGGAGGAGGAGUAGUAGUAGAAGGAGAAGAGAAGGGGAAGAAGAGAGGGAGAGGAGGGAAGAGGAGGAGAAGGAAGAGGUAUGGUGGUGGUGUGGAGGGUAUUGGAGGAGGGUACAAGAGGUAUGUGUUCAGGGUGCUGAAGCAGGUGCACCCAGGGAUGGCGGUGUCGUCGAGGGCGAUGGCGGUGCUCGACGGAAUGAUGAUCGACAUGUUCGAGAGGCUGGCGGACGAGGCGGCACGGCUGUCCCAGUACGCCGGAAAGGCGACCCUCUCAUCCAGAGAGAUCCAGGAUGCAGUGCGCCUGGUGCUACCUGGGGAGCUCGGCAAGCAUGCCAUCUCUGAGGGGACCAAAGCUGUGUCUAAGUACAUGUCAGCUGACCAUGGCACCUAGUCUUUUGUGGUUUACGCUUAGUGGGGAUAGCUUUGUAUGGGUCUUAGUUUUUCUUGUUUUAAAGCAUCGUAGGAGGUUUUGGGUAGGAAUCCCCUAAUAUUUUGGUGCUAAUUAGGGGCCUUAACUACUACACACUGUCUUUACUGACUUGGAUGAUGUUGGUUUUCUUCCUUUUUUGGGAAAGAGGUUGGUCUUUCAUUGUAUUUUUGAACUAAUAUAUGUUAAGUCAGAACAACCAAUUUAGUGCGU
Molecule: messenger RNA, 1377 nt
Organism: Elaeis guineensis (African oil palm)
Lineage: Eukaryota; Viridiplantae; Streptophyta; Magnoliopsida; Arecales; Arecaceae
Cellular component (GO): nucleosome
Molecular function (GO): structural constituent of chromatin; protein heterodimerization activity; DNA binding
Source: RefSeq, a predicted model, not a curated record